This is a messenger RNA of Lactuca sativa (garden lettuce), 477 nucleotides long. The record is from RefSeq and is a predicted model, not a curated record. NCBI's taxonomy places the organism in Eukaryota, Viridiplantae, Streptophyta, Magnoliopsida, Asterales, Asteraceae.
AUGGGGGCUUUAUUGAGAAAGUACAACAUGACCCACCGUGUCUCUACCGCUUACCACCCCCAAAUAAACGAUCAAGCUGGGGUUUCAAAUCAUGAAGUGAAGUAUAUCCUUAAGAAAACAGUGAACCCGAAAAGGAAGGAUUGGAGUUUGAGGCUUGAUGAUGCCUUGUGGGCCUACCGGACCGCUUACAAUACCACGAUAGGCAUGUCUCCAUUUAGGUUGGUCUUUGGAAAGCCAUGUCAUCUUCCUGUGGAAUUAGAGCAUCGUGCAUUUUGGGCGUUCGAGCAAUUCAAUUUCAAUAUUGUUGAAGCUGGAAGACAUAGGAAGCUUCAACUUCAAGAUUUAGAAGAAUUGAGAAUAACUCUUAUGAAAAUUCAAGAAUUUACAAGGAGAAAACGAAGUUUUUUCAUGACAAGUCCAUCGCCCGGAAGCAUUUCGAACCGGGACAUAGGGUUUUGCUUUACCAUUCACGAUUGA